Syngnathus typhle (broad-nosed pipefish) is the source of this 1655-nucleotide messenger RNA. RefSeq names its product putative protein MSS51 homolog, mitochondrial (gene mss51). Bases 138 to 1430 code for a protein of 430 amino acids. Lineage: Eukaryota; Metazoa; Chordata; Actinopteri; Syngnathiformes; Syngnathidae. The record is from RefSeq and is a predicted model, not a curated record. The transcript is spliced from 6 exons.
CUGCACUCCCACUUUAGACCCCCACAUGUAAUGAUGACGCCCCACACGAGGAGCUGUCAAUCACCACAAUCCUGAACUAAAGAGAAAGCAAGACCUUGGGACGGAAUCGUCUGCAACCGAGAGAUAUUUUUUCAAUCAUGGCAUCCCAGAUCCCGGCGCUCCCCCAGUCGUACUCGCCAAGCACCGACAGCGUCUUCUCGGACCAGUCCGGGUUCUACUCUCUGGACUCCAACGUGACGGGUCUCUCCAAGGUGAUCCUAAACAAGCUCAACAUGAACGACUACGGACAAUACAGGGCUGCCUUGGAAGGUAAAAGCAAAGGAAUAGCAUUCCGUAACUACAAGGAAAUGUUCCAGAAGAUGGAGGAGACCUUCAAAUUCUGCACCGGCUGCAACAAACUUCCACAACAUGUCGGAGAAGGCAACACGCUAAAGCGCUGUGUCAAAUGUUUGAACGUGUACUACUGCUCCAAGGAUUGUCAAGUCAAGAACUGGCCUCAGCAUAAAAAUGUCUGCAAGACGUUGCGUCUGGUGGCCAUCGACAGGCUGGUGGAGUGGCUGAUGUUCACUGGAGACCUUCCCAUUCCGUUCGAGAAGUGGUCCAAGUCAGCUGCAGAGGUGAAGACCUGGCAGGACUGGCUGGCCCUGCAGGAGGACCAACUCGCGCCACGUCUGGACGCUGUCCUGACCUGCGCCAACAUGGCGUCCCUGUGGAUGAAUGUCAGCAGGCCCAGGCCGGACGACGGCGACCUGCGGGAGUCGGUGUGGCGCCUUCAGAGCGAGUUCCUCUCUCGUGUUCUCACAGUGGGCUCGGCCGUGCGGCACUACGGGCUGGACCCUUGCGCAAAACCGCUUACUAUCCACAUAGCCGGGGCAUCCUUUAACGAGACCAUGGGGGCCAGACUGACGGACUACGACGAGCUCAACAACAUGUUCCCGGGGCACCUAGGCAUUGUGGUGGUCAUGGUGGGACCGGAAGUGGUGGCAGGCCCCAUCAUGAGGCCCCCUCUCACGGCCUUUGGGCCCAGGAAGAGGGUCUACAUCAGCGCCUACAAGGGCCUCUACCAUCAGUUCUGGGAGGACCUGAUCGAGAAAAACGAAGCAGCCAAACCAGACCUGGUCGUCGGAUUUCAUCCUGGUUUCCACGCCAACCAGGGUCUGGUGGAGGGUUGGCUCCCCACCCUCCUACUGCUCCGAGACUACAACAUCCCCUCCUACUUCACAGUAUACAGCGAUAUGGAGCUCAAGUACUCACUGCAGAUCCUCCUGGAGUUGGAGAUGGACAUCAGGGAGAGCGGAGCCCAUUCGUUUUCAUCGCAGAAGCCAGAGCAGGUUCUGGCCUGCCCCAAUAAACCUGCAGUGUACUGUAACUCGCACUACGUCGCUUUCCAAGGAUUGAUGCCAAGGGAAGACUUUAACGAGGCCAACUAAAGGAUUUUGCGAAUUAGCUUCUUUUCCAGAGACAGAUUUUUUUCUUCUUCUCACAUUUUUGCAUUAUGAAUAGUCAAGUGCCUCCACAUGCAAUACACUUUUCUUUUUUAUUUCCAGGCGCAGUUUAUGUUUUCCCAUGUUCCUGUAUUUAAAUGUGGAGUUAAAGUUGCGAUUUUGCAUAAUCCUAGUGUUUUUAUUGAACAAAUUAAAGGAAAUUAUGACGCA